GCAAUCGCUGGGUCUCGCUGUCACCAUCACCACCACCACCAUCACGACCAGCAGCAGCACCGCCCUGUAGAGAAAGAGAGAGAGAGAGAGAGGCUCCCGAACCACCCCCCCUCCCCUGAACGCUCCCCCACCUAACAACAACCUCAGCCCCGUAGCGAGGCUCUCUCACAACGACCCCACCCCGCCCCCAACCCCCCCUCUGAGAGAGGGGACGGAGCGAGACACACACUCGGAGCCACCGAGGAAAAAAGAAGACCGCUUCGGGAACCCCGGCUCCGCGUUGCCCUCAAUCCGGGCCUAAUGCUGUAGCGGCGGAGCGCAGUAGGAGCGAGAGAGAGAGAGAGAGACAUCGCACUGAUUGAGACCGAGAGAGUCGGCGAAAGGGCCAGGGCGGACCCGGGGAGACGACGCUUGUUCAUUCGCUUGGAAUCAUGGGAUGUACGCUGAGCGCCGAGGAGCGCGCGGCUCUGGACCGGAGCAAGGCCAUCGAGAAGAACCUUAAAGAGGACGGGCUGGUGGCCGCCAAGGACGUGAAGCUGCUCCUGCUCGGCGGGGGAGAGUCCGGCAAAAGCACCAUCGUCAAACAGAUGAAGAUUAUCCAUGAAGAUGGCUUCUCUGGGGAUGACGUGAAGCAGUAUAAGCCUGUGGUCUACAGCAACACCAUCCAGAGCUUGGCAGCUAUCCUCCGAGCCAUGGACUCCCUGGGAAUCGAGUUUGGAGACAAGGAUCGAAAAGCGGAUGCCAAGCUGGUGUGCGAUGUCGUGAGUCGCAUGGAGGACACGGAGCCAUACUCUGCAGAGCUCCUCAGCGCCAUGAAGCGUGUCUGGGCUGACGCCGGGACACAGGAGUGCUUCAACCGGGCCCGUGAAUACCAGCUCAACGACUCGGCCCAAUACUACCUGGAUAGUUUAGACCGGAUUGGGGCAGCAGACUACCAGCCCACAGAGCAGGACAUCCUGAGAACUCGAGUGAAGACCACCGGCAUUGUGGAAACUCACUUCACCUUCAAAAACCUUCAUUUCAGGCUCUUUGACGUGGGAGGUCAGAGGUCAGAGAGGAAGAAGUGGAUCCACUGCUUUGAGGACGUGACUGCCAUCAUCUUCUGCGUGGCUCUGAGUGGAUACGACCAAGUGCUUCACGAGGACGAGACAACUAACCGCAUGCACGAAUCCCUCAUGCUCUUCGACUCCAUCUGCAACAACAAGUUCUUCAUCGACACCUCCAUCAUCCUCUUCCUUAACAAGAAGGAUCUCUUUGCGGAGAAGAUCAAGAAGUCGCCGCUGACGAUCUGUUUUCCAGAAUACACAGGUGCUAACACUUACGACGAUGCUACGGCAUACAUUCAGGUUCAGUUUGAGAGUAAGAACCGCUCUCCCAACAAGGAGAUCUACUGUCACCUGACCUGUGCCACGGACACAGGGAACAUCCAGGUAGUGUUUGAUGCCGUCACUGACAUCAUUAUCGCAAACAACCUGAGAGGCUGUGGCUUAUACUGAGGCCUCAAGCACAGCUGUUGUCAUGGAGAGUGUGAGGUGUUAAUGAUAAUUUUCAUGAUACUUAAAAACACAAAAAAUAUGUAAUUCUACACGUCCAAAUGGACCCAAAGAGCUGCCGCCAGACAUCACGUUGGAUACAUGUCAUGAUCUGUCCCCUCCCUCCUUUUUCAUUUCAAUACACAACCCGUUUUGUCUUGGAUGUUUUUUUAUUUUUUAUUUUAUGAUUUGUUGAGGACGGCUGGCACCAGAGUGGUAUUCAGUUGGCGCCUUUUUUUGGAAAAAGUGCAGUGCAGAAAUUCCUCCAUUUGGCUUCUACGCGCAAGCCUUGAGCCUGUGGUGCUUGUGCUGCAUGAUGACGGUAACGAUAAUACUGGGGAGGUGCUGUUCUUGUAGGGAAGCAGGAGGCUUAUUUGACCGUUGAGAGGGGACAAAGCUCUCCCCUCCUUCACAGACACACACCACUUAAGUAGCCUGCGGCACUUCUGUUCCGCUCCUUUUCUCUUCUUACUUACUAAAUGAUCAUAAAAGAGUAUUUAUUCAGUGUGGCGUGUGAGGGACAGCCAAUCAUAUUGCACGAAAAAGGAGACAAAAAAGCAGUCAUAUCUGUGCCAACCAUGAUUAUCAUAGAUCACUAAGGAUAUGUUCUAUCACACAACUACUUACUGAUUGAAGCCUCACGCCCUCCUCCUACCUCCUGAGCUCCCUUGAUACACAUUUUGAGUCCUAAAAAUGAAGAGGGGCGUAAAGCAGCUCUCUGAUAACAUCUUGUACCCCUCAAUGUGAAUCUGUUUAGACAUAGAACACUGCACAAAGAGAACAAUAUCAUUUGGGGGCAGCCUCUGCCUCUGUCAGGGGGAGACUGCUUUAUUGUAUUCUAAGCCUCCCCUGACAGCUCAAAACAUUAUCCCCCCUUCAUCUGCCAUCUUUACUCUUUCACAGAGAAAACGUACAGCUCUCCAUUUUCACCUGUGCACCCUAAAAUCCACCUCCCCAUUCCUGUAUACUCCAACCAGUCACGUCAUCCCCCGUAUCCUAUCCAUCCUCACCUUAAAAGCACCGUAUUGUAUAUAUAUAUAUUACGAUUAUACCAGAUUUUUUUUACUGUGAAUGUUUUUGUGCUGCACCCCCCCCCCAUCUUAUUCUGUAGUUCUUUGGUUGCUCUCAUGUGGAAUGUUUGUGCUGAGCCAAUCGAAUGUUGUGUUUACAUUAAAGCUACACUUUUCCUAACUA
This is a messenger RNA of Doryrhamphus excisus (bluestripe pipefish), 2726 nucleotides long. It is a transcript of the gene gnao1b, whose product is annotated as guanine nucleotide binding protein (G protein), alpha activating activity polypeptide O, b. Gene Ontology annotation, biological process: adenylate cyclase-modulating G protein-coupled receptor signaling pathway; G protein-coupled dopamine receptor signaling pathway. Gene Ontology annotation, molecular function: G protein-coupled serotonin receptor binding; mu-type opioid receptor binding; corticotropin-releasing hormone receptor 1 binding. Lineage: Eukaryota; Metazoa; Chordata; Actinopteri; Syngnathiformes; Syngnathidae. The record is from RefSeq and is a predicted model, not a curated record. Gene Ontology annotation, cellular component: cytoplasm; heterotrimeric G-protein complex.